Messenger RNA from Cornus florida, 681 nucleotides. Its product is annotated as receptor-like protein EIX1. The coding region runs from base 1 to 681 and encodes 226 amino acids. Gene Ontology annotation, molecular function: protein binding. The record is from RefSeq and is a predicted model, not a curated record. The transcript has a single exon. Lineage: Eukaryota; Viridiplantae; Streptophyta; Magnoliopsida; Cornales; Cornaceae.
AUGAUCAUGGAUAGAUACAUGAGAGAUGUUAGCAUUCUUCUGCUUGUGUUUCUCACUACAAUCCAAACUUUUUAUAUUAUCUUUUGCAGUGGAAACUCUCAUAUGUUUUGUGUUGAAAAUGAGAGACAAACCCUUUUGAGGUUCAAACAAAGUUUUAAUGAUCCUUCCAACCGGCUAUCCUCUUGGGCUGGUGAAGGCGACUGCUGCAAAUGGGUUGGAGUUGUCUGCGACAACUUGACUGGCAAUGUCAAGGAGCUCCACCUUCAAAAUCCACUUUCGGAUAGUGUUUCUGCUACUGAACAUAAAGCUUAUGUGAGGUCACAGCUGGGUGGUAAGCUGAACCCUUCCUUGCUCAACCUGAAGCAUUUGAGUUACUUGGACCUCAGCAACAACAAUUUUGGAGGAAUUCAAAUUCCAAGCUUCAUCGGCUCUUUGGGGAGUUUAAGAUAUCUUAAUCUCUCCAAAGCAAGAUUUGGGGGAGUGAUCCCAUAUCAACUUGGGAACAUCUCGAGUUUGCACUACCUCGAUCUUGAGGGAGAUUUUGAGGGCUUAAUUCCCCAUCAACUGGGAAACCUCUCCAGUUUGCAUUACCUUGUACUUGGGGGUGGUGAUUUUGGAAGACUAUAUCCGAUAAUCUUCAAUGGCUUUCUCGUCAUUCCUUGUUGCAGCACCUUGAUUUGA